AUGAGCGGAUCGCUUGGAACUCUCAAGACGAUUUUAGCCAAAGAAAUUUAUCCCUACGCUUGUGUGAAGACCUCAAGUGAUCUACCUGUGUUGUCCACCUCAACUUCGUUUUCAGGCUCAAAACAUGUUGAAGAUUCAAGGUAUCGGGAGAAACAAAAAGUUUUGAUACCAACUGAAGCCACAGCAAUCGACGAUGAUGAAACAUCUGCUCAUGGAACUCCUGAGUGCGUCGAAGAGACUGGAAAACCAGACGAACUUUUCGAUACAAUGAGGCUGGAUCAUCAACAAAAGGACCUACUUGAAACUUCCAUUUGCUCAGUUUGCAAGAAUAGGCGGCCGACGAUUGGAUGGCAUAGAGAUUUCCAUUAUGCUGAGCUUCAUGAGGCCACAGCAGGCUUCUCUGACGACAACUUUCUUGGUGAAGGUGGAUUUGGUUCUGUUUAUAAAGGAGAACUGAAGAAUGGACUAAAAAUAGCUGUUAAGCAGCACAAAGAUGCAAGUCUGCAAGGAGAGAUAGAAUUCAAGUCUGAAGUAGCGGUACUUAGUAAAGCAAAACAUCAGAAUUUGGUGAUGCUACUUGGAUCUUGUUCAGAAGGUAACCACAGGUUGCUUGUGUAUGAAUUUGUCUGCAAUGGCUCUUUGGAUCAGCACCUAUCAAAGGCUGCAAAAGUGCCCCUGACUUGGGAACAGAGGAUAAAAAUAGCUUUGGGUGCAGCCAAAGGCUUAGAGUAUGUGCACAGCCACAACAUCAUCCACAGAGAUAUGAGGCCAAACAACAUACUUAUAACGCAUGAUUACGAAUCACUGUUGGGAGAUUUUGGACUGGCAAAAACACAACAUGGCACUAACUCGGACGACAGUUUUGUGGGAACUCUUGGAUACAUGGCACCAGAAUAUGCGCAAACUGGGAAAGUCUCAACUAAAACUGACGUCUACUCUUUUGGGGUAGUUCUAUUACAGCUUAUCAGCGGACGAAGGACAACAGAUAAAAUUCCGGGAGGAAAAAGUCUGAUUGGAUGGGCGAAACCACUUCUGAAAGAAAGGAAUUAUCCUGAUCUUAUAGACAGGAGAAUCAUAGACUCACAUGAUUUCCUCCAACUUUUUCGGAUGAUACGACUUACAGAAAAAUGUCUAUGCAGCGAUCCUAGCAAGAGGUUCACCAUGGAGGAGGUUGUUAACACUUUGACGUGUAUAAAGGAUGGUCAUACGGCUUUUAUGGGGGACUUUUCUCCAUUAUCCAAAUCAAUUAAUGCGAUACUGGAUCCCUUUGUGGCUGAAGAAUAUAGUAGAAAUAAAGGAUGA
This is a messenger RNA of Coffea eugenioides, 1302 nucleotides long. RefSeq names its product proline-rich receptor-like protein kinase PERK3. The record is from RefSeq and is a predicted model, not a curated record. NCBI's taxonomy places the organism in Eukaryota, Viridiplantae, Streptophyta, Magnoliopsida, Gentianales, Rubiaceae. Gene Ontology annotation, molecular function: ATP binding; protein kinase activity. Gene Ontology annotation, biological process: protein phosphorylation. Gene Ontology annotation, cellular component: plasma membrane. The transcript is spliced from 6 exons. The coding region runs from base 1 to 1302 and encodes 433 amino acids.